CGUUUAACAACAUUCAGCAGUUUUUGUGAAUUUAUUUAUUUAAUUUUUAUUUGUUCUUUACCAUAAAGAAAAUUCAAAUUGAAUUUAACAAAAAGUACAGAGAAAGUACAACAAAAUGUUGAAAACUCUUUUAUUGCUGGGUGUGUGUUUUGUUAUAUUGGCCACGGGCGAAUGUGGUUUAUCAACACUUUAUCAUCGUAAAACUACAACCGAACAACCUGAAAGUACAACUGCUACAGCCAGCGAUCGAGUGUCAGCUGCCUAUUAUAAAUCGAACAAUGUACCCAAAGUGGACGAGGGUUGCAGCAUAACUUUCGAAUGCAAGAAGAAGCUUAAGGCUGCCGAGAAUCCCAAACCCUGUGUAAAAUUCUGCGUUAAAUUCAUUGAAUGUGAGAAUGGAAAGAAAACAAAUGGUGCACCCGGUCAGUGUGUAGAACUGAAUGAAGAAAUGGUGUCCCAAGAAUACAAUGAUUGUAAAAAGGAUAAGGAGGAAGGUACCUCCAACAGCCACAUUAUGCAAGUGGCCAUGAUUGAUUUUCCUUGUCAGCCGGGUUACUUGCCCGACAGUCGUGGUCGCUGUCGUGAAGUUUGGUAGUAGAUAUUAGUACCUGCUGCUUACCCCUUUGCCGAAAAAGGAACGCAAAACUUUACUGCUGUCUUUAAAACUUAUGGUGUGUGCAUGUGAUACGAAAUACUCAAUUUUACCAAAGAAUAAAAAGUGUGGCCUUUUCAAAAAGGUGUAAAAUAAAAAUUGUUAAAAAAAAAAUUAUAAUAAAUUGAUUUUCAUUUUUCCCUAUA
Molecule: messenger RNA, 798 nt
Organism: Calliphora vicina (urban bluebottle blowfly)
Lineage: Eukaryota; Metazoa; Arthropoda; Insecta; Diptera; Calliphoridae
Exons: 1
Coding region: 116-595 (159 amino acids)
Source: RefSeq, a predicted model, not a curated record